This is a messenger RNA of Striga asiatica, 880 nucleotides long. NCBI's taxonomy places the organism in Eukaryota, Viridiplantae, Streptophyta, Magnoliopsida, Lamiales, Orobanchaceae. The record is from the annotation of a GenBank genome assembly.
AAAAAAAAAAAAAAAAAAGGCGGUGUAACAACACAUAUUGCAAUGAAAAGAGGUAGUCUAAUGGCUGCUCUAUUUGGUACUGUUUUAGCUGUAAUGGUGAGCUGUGCAGUUGGGCAAACUGUACACAUAGUUGGAGGCUCCGUGGGUUGGACCACCCAAAUCCCCAACGCUACCUUCUAUAGUGAUUGGGCUUCCGGCCAAAGCUUCCUGGUUGGAGAUACCCUCGUCUUCAACUUCGUGACCGGCCGACACGACGUCGUCCAAGUGCCCCAAGCCUCAUACACCGCCUGCACCGGCAACGCCGCCAUAGGCAGCCCAAUCAUGAACGGCCCCGCUAACGUCACCCUCAACACCACCGGCAACCACUAUUACAUCUGCACCUUCGGCUCCCACUGCCAGCAAGGUCAGAGGCUCAGCAUCACCGUCAGCCCCUCCACCGGCGGCGGCGGCGCCAUCCCCCCGACGGCCGCCCCUCCGACCACCUCCGGCGGUGCCGUCCCUCCCACGGCCACCUCCGGCGGUGCCAAUCCUCCGGGGGCCACCUCUCCAACCUCCCCGGGCGGUGGAAGUCCUCCGGGCAGCCAGGGUCAGCCUGGUUCCGGCGCUGCUUCUUUGGCCGGCAGUUUCUUGUUUGUUGUGCUGUCUGCCGGAGUUGUUCUCGCUGUCUAAUAAGCCCGGAGAGGAGUUUGUACAAUUAUUUCUUGCCUUUUUAUUUUUUGUUUUUUGUUCCUUUUGUAUUCUGUUCUUUUAUACGGACGUUCUCAGCUGUUGAUGAUCUCGAGGGUGUAGCACAUUUCUUAUUUCGUAUAGUAUUGAUUACUAGAUGAUUAUCAAUAAAAUUAUCGUUUAUUUUGCGGAAAAUAGAGGCGUAUUUUUUAUU